AUGCGGAAGAAGAUGUGGCCGUCUUCCCUGCUCCUGGUGUCCAGCACCCUCCUCCUCCUCCUACCCGGAACAUCAGCCGAACUGGUCAAAGACGGCUCAACAUGCAUCGUCACCCCAAUCUCCAACACCUCAAAAGCUGCCGUCGCCGCACCAGUGGUCGUCGGUCGCCGGGAUGAUAACCCCCUCGCCGUCCCGCCGGCUCCGGGAUCGCCGGGCGCGUUGGGUCGGUUUCCAAGGCCUGAGCCGGGGUCGUCGUCGGCGGGUCACCGUCGCCGUAACAGCAAAAACUUAGACACCCGGGCCCAGCCGGACGAUACCCCCCAGAUCCUAGACGCCUUCAAGCAGUGCGGGCAAGACGGCACCAUCAUCCUGCGCGAGGGGACCUACCACAUCCGGCAGGUCAUGGACCUCACCAACCUGCGCAAUGUCUCGGUCGAGAUUCACGGUACGCUCAUCUGGAGCGCGGAUAACCUCUCCUACUGGCGCCAGGCGAGUCCCGCAGUGACAUAUGCGGGAAGGCAGACGGCGGUGAGGUUGGGGGGUAGGGAUAUUGCGGUGCGUGGGUUUGGGAAGGCUUUGUUUGAUGGGAAUGGCCAGGCGUGGAUUGAUUUGGCGGCGGGGGCGAGUAAUUUUCAGGGGAGGCCGAUUAGUUUGACGGUUUGGUAUGGGACGAAUGUGUUGAUUGAUGGGAUUACUUGGCACAUGUCACAGUUCUGGCAUACCUUUGUUGCUCACUCACAGAAUGUGACCAUGACCAAUCUCAAUAUGAGCACCUACUCGUCCAACAGCCAGAGCUCGCAAAAUACAGAUGGCACCAACACGUGGAACUCCAAGGAUAUUACCAUCUCCAACUGGACGGUGACAUGCGGCGAUGACUGCAUAGGCGUCAAAGGCAACAGCAGCAACGUGCACGUCAGCAACGUCGUCUGCCACGAAUCCGGCGCCAUGACCAUCGGCAGCGUUGGCUCCAACUCAGCGCAGCCCGACUACGUCGAGAACAUUGUCUUUGACAACAUCACGGCCAUCCAUUCGAGCAACGCCGCCUGGAUCAAGACCUACCCGGGCAACGGCUACGUCCGCAACGUAACCUUCCGCAACAUCCAGUUCGAGGACGUCAAUCAGCCCAUCUACGUGACCUCAUGCAUUUACUCCUACAACAACUGCGACUCCUCCCGCCUCAAAAUCAGCGACAUCACUUGGUCCAACAUCACGGGAACAAGCCGGUACAACGUCGCAGCGGGCAUCCACUGCAGCGCGGCAGCUCCGUGUGAGGGGUUCCACUUUGACAACAUCGACAUCCGGCCAAAGGAUGGCGGGGGGGCCGCCAAGGUGCUGUGCUCGAAUAUUAAGAACCAGGCUGAUAUGGGGAUUGAUUGUACCGGGCCGUGUCCGGGGUCGCAGCCCCAGCAGUUGUCGGGGAAUGUAUGA
This is a messenger RNA of Dichotomopilus funicola, 1428 nucleotides long. RefSeq names its product polygalacturonase-like protein. Gene Ontology annotation, biological process: carbohydrate metabolic process. Bases 1 to 1428 code for a protein of 475 amino acids. Lineage: Eukaryota; Fungi; Ascomycota; Sordariomycetes; Sordariales; Chaetomiaceae. The record is from RefSeq and is a predicted model, not a curated record. The transcript is spliced from 6 exons. Gene Ontology annotation, molecular function: polygalacturonase activity.